Molecule: messenger RNA, 2187 nt
Organism: Closterium sp. Yama58-4
Lineage: Eukaryota; Viridiplantae; Streptophyta; Zygnematophyceae; Desmidiales; Closteriaceae
Source: the annotation of a GenBank genome assembly
AUGUUCUUUCUGACAUUCAUAGUUCCCGUGAUACUAGCAGGCGUGAUCCGAUGCAACACAUGUUCACGACCAUUUUCCCAUAGUACGGCGUUCAAGGCACACACCAAACCAGGCACACGGUGCGAGCAUGCGGAACCGUCGCGGGAUGAUGAUCAGCUUAGGAGUCCCGACGCAACUCCAGCCAAGGCGCCUUCUGACGAUAUUGACCCCGCAGAUCGUGAACGAGCUAAUACACCGUUUAGUGAGGGGUUGCGGCCCGACGCGCGUACAGACGAGAGGGUGACUCAGGAAACGGUGGAGAGCCUCGCGACAGCCUUCGAUUCCAGGAGAGAGCUGUACCGCUUCGUGAAAUCGUGUCGGAACGGGGCUGGGCUUACCGAGGAAGUGAAAUCUCUUCUCCGUGUCUUGAACCAUCCUCAGUUCAACCGUGCUGAAAUUUCAGGAUGGAAGGGCGCACGGGAUCUGGACAAGUACGCAGAGGAAGUGAUUGGUAAGCACCAUGGGACGUGGCGGAAACGGAUGGUGCAGGUGGAAGGCAUGGAUGAGCCAGUUGAGCUCGAGUACUGUGACACUCUACAGGCACUCAAAAGCAUUUUUGGGAACGCAAGCAACAGCGCUGGCUUCCAGUUGAGACUGCGGGUCGAAUUCGACAAAGACAAGAAACGGGUGUACUCGACGCCCGAAACCGCGUUAUGGUGGUCACGUGCUCAGAGGGCGCUGCCCAACAAGGAGGGUGUUGUAGCGGCACUCAUCGCCUCCAGCGAUGUGACACAUCUGAGCCACAAUGGCCGUCAGAAGGUGUGGCCUCUGCAAUUGACCGUUGCAAACAUACCUAGGGACGCCCGUUGGAAGGACACGAGUAGGUCACUGGUGGCUUUGCUGCCGAUGCCGGACGGGGAUCUUCCCGCAAGCGUGAAGACCGCUCUCUUCAACAAGUGCCUUGACAUUGUGUUCGAGCCUUUGAUCAGCGCCUCCUACUCGGGGGCAGCAAUGAACGACCCGAACGGGGUCGAACGUAUUGUGUACCCCCUCAUGUACGCGUACGUGUGUGACUAUCCGGAAGGUUGCAAGGUUACCGGGACAAUGCAGCAGCGGGCAGACAAGCCAUGCUCCAUGUGCGAGGUUCCGCGCGAGUUCCUAGACUGCAUGGACCGUCUGUUUAAAGUGCGCGACAUAAAGGGCCAGCGUGAGGCAAUGCAAGACCCCAAGAAGGCCCAAGACCUAGGAACACACCCUAUCGAGUGUUUCCUUUGGAAAUGGAACUUCGCGUGGACACCGUGGGGCAAUCCCUGCGGGAAACAAACUCACCCGGGGUGCUUGCCAUCAUGGAUGGAAUUAGCCGUCAUCAAGACGUUCCUGGAGUGGUACGCCGCAGCUUUUCGGGUGGAGUCUCACACCGAAGACAGCAUCGAUGCUCUUACAAAGAAGCAGCAAAACCUGUUAGCUAUUCUGAAGAGGCAGUUUCCAAAACAGACGUCCAAGUGGCAGCUGAUCAAGGUGCAUGCGCUCACGCACCUCCCUUAUGCACUAGAGACCCGGGCCGUGCCCGAAGAGUACUCUACGAACCUGUUUGAGCACAGUCAUGUUCGCUUGGUGAAGCGACCGUACCGUUCUUCGAAUCGAAGGCAAAUCAACAAGGCCAUCAUCUCAGCGGAUGAGAUAAGGCGGGCCAUGGGUGUUCUGCCGACCGCUAUUCAAGGCGACAAGAAGUACAUGACGGCUAUGGCAGAGGUGAUGCUGACCGGCAAGCCUGCAAUGACCAAGACUUCCGAUACGAUGGUGCUUGUCAACGGCCAAGGUGGCAAGCGCAAGGCGGUGGACAUAUGGGAGGCCUACUGCAAGUCCUUGCCGGAGGACAUGCCACACCUCUCUUCUGCAAUGGCUCGAUAUGGCCUGGAAUGCACGACAAUUCAGCGCCACCUCACCGACAUCCCCACCCUCCCUUCCCCCUUAGUCCAUAUCCAUCGCCCCCCCCCCCCCCCCCCCGACCUCUACAUCCACUUCAACGGCAUCAACUGCUGGGAUGUGUGGUCACCCAUCGCUGAAGCGCCUUCAGGGAUUGGCUCUGCGUUCUCACCUUUGCCCCCCUACAUGGACACACAACACACUCUGGCCCCACAUCACAAACCCCACUUCACCUCCCGUCGCCCACCGUCCCCCUUCUCCGUGCCCAGCCCACCCACAUAG